UUGAACCCUUCCCCUCUUCACCGCCGUUGAAACUCCCCCGUUCACCACCAAAAUCAAAGCUUUUGCUGCGGUUUCCAAACUUAAGGUUUGUCGGAUUCCCAAUUGUGGGAAUCUCGUUUUCUAUUGUUCUAAUGGCUGUAUGGCGUAUCAUCAAUCGUUCGUUUCUCAAAUACGCAUCAAACCAAUUAACAAGGAGGAGCUACACUCAAGUUUGUCUUGCUUCUAACACCUCGCUUACUCAUGCUGUGAAACAGACAACAAAGUUGUCUUUUUUUGACAUCCCAAAUUCAGAUAUCUGUACAAGACCUUCUAAUAUCUUCCAAAAUCUCAGAUUCCUUGCUACUUCAGCUCAGUCACGGAAGAAGGAAGAGGAAGCUGACUCCGAUGGUCCACGUCUCAAUGAGAAGAUUACUGGCGAGUUUGUUAGAUUGGUUUCCGAGGAAGGACACUCUGUUGUGUCUCUGAGAGAAGCUCUCAGACGGGCGAAGGAGCUCGAGUGUGACUUAGUUGAGGUCCAAAGAGAUGCUAAGCCACCUGUGUGUAAAAUUGUAAAAUACACACUGGAGAAGUACAAAAAAGCUAAAGAAGGAAAAGAACGUGCUAAGGCCAAGCGGGCUGAAGCUAUUAGACCUGAAGUCAAGGAAAUUCGAUUUACUCCAAAAAUUGACGCGAAGGACCUAAAGUUUAAAUCUGAUCAAGCAUUGAAGCUGAUGGAAAGUGGAUAUCGUGUCAAGUGCAAUGCAGUGCCUGACAAGGACAAGCAUAAGGAGCUUGAACCAGAAAAACUGCUUGAGUUACUAUUUCGCUUUACUUGUUAUAUUGGGGAUGCACUUGUGGAAUUUGGACCAGAGGCGGAUAGAAAAAGCGCAGUGGUGAUAGUUAGACACGCCAAGUUUGGCCCACCCAAGAAAGGAGGGGUGAAAAAGAUGAAGGAUUUGGACAUGAAAUCUGCAAGAGUGAAAGAGUCACCAAAGACUGAUAGCCCGGAGGUCGGAGAGUCCAGUGUUGAUGAUCAGGGAGAUAUAGAGAAUUCUGAACCUAGGAUCAGUGUUGAGAAGCCCCAACCUUUUCAUGUCCAGAAGACGUACGCAAAAAGAGAACCAUGUAGUGAGUUUUCAGGAGAUGGAGAUACAAGCCGGUUUGAACCUCGUUCUCCAAACCAGCAUGUAAACCCACAACGUCCUCGGUUCCCAAACCAACAACCUACCGGGCGAUUUAGUCCUCAGUCUCCAAAUGCACCAAGGCCUCAAUUCCCAAACCAAGCUCCAAACCAACAACGUACAGGGCGGUUUGAUCCUCAGUUUCAAAACCAGCCUCCAAGUCCUCAACGGCCUCGGCAUCAAUUCCCAAACCAGGCUCCAAACCAACAACCUACAGGGCGGUUUGAUCCUCAGUUUCAAAACCAGCCUCCAAGUCCUCAACGGCCUCGGUUCCCAGACCAAGCUCCAAAUCAGCAACCCUCUGGGCCAUCUCCAAACCGCCACCCAGACCGGCAAGGUCCUCCACCACGAAUUCAAAACCAAGCUCCAAAUCAACAACCUGCCGGCCGGUUUGAACCUCAGCCACCAAACCCGCCCCGAGCUCCACCACGCCCACAAACCCGGUUGCCAAAUGAAACUCCAAACCAACAACAUACGGACCCUGGAAGAUCUAAUGGGCAGACUUCAGGUUAUGGGAUUUUCAGCACCCCAAAAACGAAGUAGAACAACAUGCUAUACACAUUGAACCCGUAGAGUUGCAAUAUUUUUGAUAUUUUUCUUGGGAGAUUUGCUGAUGGCUCAUUAUUUUUACGUGUAACUAAGAAUAGUCCAUGCAUACACGUACACUUGUAACCCUCAUCAAAAUUUUUUCUGGUCACUACCACUCAAUAAUCCAUGAACGAAAAUAUUA
Messenger RNA from Camelina sativa (false flax), 1890 nucleotides. The record is from RefSeq and is a predicted model, not a curated record. Lineage: Eukaryota; Viridiplantae; Streptophyta; Magnoliopsida; Brassicales; Brassicaceae.